GUCCAAGAGGUCACUGAGAGAUCACAGCGCCUCCCAGCGUCCGGAGGCCGGAAGUUCCUCAUAUACCGCCAUCUCUCCGGGACCUGGAGCUGGACUCCCCAAAUUCUCAGUGUGUCCCAGAUGCCUGUGGCUGAGGGGAGGAGUGUCCAGCAGACGGUGGAGCUCCUCACCAGGAAAUUGGAGAUGCUUGGGGCAGAGAAACAAGGAACAUUUUGUGUCGACUGUGAGACUUACCACACAGCUGCUUCCACCCUCGGUGGCCAAGGCCAGGCUGGGAAGCUGAUGUACGUGAUGCACAACUCUGAGUACCCGCUGAGCUGCUUCGCUCUCUUUGAGAGCGGCCCUUGUCUGGUUGCUGACACCAACUUCGACGUGCUCAUGGUGAAGCUCAAGGGCUUCUUCCAGAGUGCUAAGGCCAGCAAGAUCGAGACCCGGGGCACUCGCUACCAGUACUGUGACUUCCUGGUGAAGGUGGGCACGGUCACAAUGGGGCCCAGUGCCCGUGGCAUCUCUGUGGAGGUGGAGUAUGGCCCUUGUGUGGUGGCUAGUGACUGCUGGAGCCUCCUGCUUGAGUUCCUACAGAGUUUCCUAGGUAGCCACACACCAGGGGCCCCCACAGUAUUUGGGAACAGACACGAUGCUGUGUAUGGGCCAGCAGAUACCAUGAUACAGUACAUGGAACUCUUCAACAAGAUUCGCAAACAGCAGCAAGUGCCAGUGGCUGGCAUCCGUUAGUGACUGGCAGCUGCCCACCUGCUGAGCUGUCACCAGGGUACUGCCCAGGAGGAGCAGGUGCUGUACUCGGGGUGCUGGGGCUCUGGACUCCCCUCCUGACCCAUUUCAGCUGUUUUUACUUCAUGCCUUAAAUGGAUUUGGCUUGUCCUCAAGAAUGAUAAUUGUGAAGAACGGAGAAGGUUGGGCCUUUCCUGCUGUAGGGUAUCAGCAGGACAGGGUUGUCCCUGCCAGCACUGAAGGUGAAGACUGUGUGUGACCCCAGCUCCGGAGGAUUUGGUAUAGGCCACAGUGGCCACACUCUGCUGUAUGUGGCUGUACAACACUGGGGGAGCCCCCUUUGCCUGAGGACGUGGCUGACCUCUCCUGAUGGUUGGGUGGCAUAACUGGACUGCUCUCGCUUUCGGGCUGUGGGCCAUAGUGAUGGGGAGCAGAGCUGAGUCUGCUCGAGUGUUGCUGUCAUUCUUUGAACUCGAUGGUUUCCGUUUUGAAGUGUGUGAACCCAUAGGCUAGGCUGCUACAGCAGAGCCAGAGCAUGGGCUCUUACUGCACAUUUUAUUUUUUCUUACCUAAUAUAAUAAUAGUUCAGAGGCAGCCAGUUCCCCAGGGCAGAAUUAACUGUAGGGUUAGCACGAACUAGGCUUCUUACAUCUUAUUGUUCGGUCACCCCAGUAAUGUUUUCCUUGCCACAGGAUCUCAGCGCACUCUUUAGCUCCAUAUUCACAGUCCACUGAGGGAAGAGGGAGAGAAGGGAGGUUUCCUGCCAGGGAUGCUCAAAUCACUGCGGACACACUUGCCGCCCGACACAGACUGGCUUUGUUGAGGACCUCCUGCACUGUGCUUCACGAGUUGUCUUCUUGUUGAACUUGAGCAUUGAAGUUACUCAUUGACACCAUUGCUACCUACCUCACCCCUGCCACAGAAUCAGUUAAGCAGGCUAACAUUUGAGAUACACAUAGAUAGGCUUGGGAAAUGGUUACUAUACAAAGUGUAGGGUGUCACCAAGCUAAGCAGACUCCCGAGCACGUUUUACAUAAAGCAGCUGCGAGGUGCUGCUCCUACUUCCUAGCUUUGGCUUUAGGAUCUGUCAUCCACAUUGUUCACUGUUACUUUCCCUUGCCUUUGUUGUUAAUGUUGGUUUAUUUUGUUUCUGCACUUUAAAAAUUGAGGUAUGUUUUAGGUAUCACAAUAAAAUGUACAAAUACUA
Onychomys torridus (southern grasshopper mouse) is the source of this 1939-nucleotide messenger RNA. It is a transcript of the gene Med20, whose product is annotated as mediator complex subunit 20. Gene Ontology annotation, biological process: regulation of transcription by RNA polymerase II. Lineage: Eukaryota; Metazoa; Chordata; Mammalia; Rodentia; Cricetidae. The transcript has 4 exons. Gene Ontology annotation, cellular component: mediator complex. The record is from RefSeq and is a predicted model, not a curated record. Bases 121 to 735 code for a protein of 204 amino acids. Gene Ontology annotation, molecular function: transcription coactivator activity.